ACACUGGAGCCAAUCAGCAGCGCACUCUUUGGACAGUCCGCGCAUGCGCAAACGCUUCUCUCACUUCCCCAGAGCCUUUCUGGGUUUUUUCUGGUGUUGAACAACAACAACAAUAAAAAAAAUCUAAUAUCAAACAGCGCUAUCGGCUGUCAGCCGGCCUCGAAAAUGGCUUUUCAUCGGAAUGGGACUUAGAUACCGGCAAGUGCGGGAGGGCGAGGUCGCGAUCUGAUGCGCGAUCGGCCCGUUUUCUCUCUGCCUUUUUACGCGACCGUUUUCUCCUCUUGUAGAUGGUGUCCAGCGACUACUUGGUGAAUAAUAUGAAGGAGAUGAUUGGAGGCUGCUGCGUUUGCUCAGACGAGAGAGGCUGGGCCGAGAACCCCCUGGUUUACUGCGACGGACACGGCUGCAACGUCGCCGUGCAUCAAGCUUGUUAUGGAAUUGUCCAGGUCCCGACUGGUCCCUGGUUCUGCAGGAAAUGUGAAUCUCAAGAGCGAGCUGCCCGUGUGCUCUCGACCACCAUGGGCAAGACCAAAGAGCUGUCGAAGGACGUCACGAACAGGAUUAUAGACCUGCACAAGGCUGGAAUGGGCUACAAGACCAUCAGCAAGAAGCUUGGAGAGAAGGAGACCACUGUUGGUGAAAUAAUUAGAAACUGGAAGAAAUACAUGAUAACAAGAUGUGAGCUGUGUCCCCACAAAGACGGAGCUCUGAAAAGGACAGAUAAUGGAGGUUGGGCACAUGUGGUUUGUGCCCUGUACAUCCCAGAGGUGGAGUUUGCCAAUGUUGCCACCAUGGAACCCAUUGUAUUACAGUCUGUCCCUCAUGAACGUUACAAUAAAACAUGUUACAUCUGUGAGGAGCAAGGCCGGGAAAGCAAAGCAGCCACUGGAGCCUGCAUGGCCUGCAACAAACAUGGCUGCCGCCAAGCAUUUCAUGUCACGUGUGCUCAGUUUGCUGGGUUGCUGUGUGAAGAACAAGGCUCAGACGCUGAUAAUGUGAAGUACUGUGGAUACUGCAAAUACCAUUACAGCAAACUGAGAAGGAGCAAAGGCCGUGGUAGUAGGGCUCAAAGCUUAAGUGAUUCUUCCUCUCACUCUUUGGAUAAACACCAUGACAAGGAGAAGAAGAAGCACAAAGAGCGAGACCGCCACAAACCCAAGCACAAAAAGUCUAUGGAACUGUCUACUCCACUGGUUCCACCAUUGAUGGUUUCCGCAGAAAAGAGCUAUAACAGCAGCAGCAGUGGCAGCGUGUCCUCCAUCUCCUCUGCUCAGAAGCGAAUCGACGACAGCGGAGGCCGCUUCACCAACGCCAACUUCCAGGAAGUGCCCUCUCACUCCAGCGGGAGCUCUAAAGACAGUGGCUCCACUGACAGCAAGAGCUCCGAGGGCAAGAGCAAGAAGUCCAGCAGCCACAGCUCCAACUCCAGCUCCGGCUCCAGGGGCCGGAAAUCCAACCCAGGCAAACCUCACGGCCCUGUGGUCACCAUCGCGACCUCCUCCACCGUGCCAUCAUCUACCAGCCCCUUUCAGCAAGGUAUACUUCUGGGAAGUGGAAGCAUCAAGACCACCUCCAGCAGCUCGGUGGUUCAGCCCACCUCAGACUUCCUCAGCUUCUCUGACCCCAGCCUGAGGAGCACUGACUCCUACACCACCACACCUGCUUUUGGCCGCUGCAUGCUAAAGGGAAGCUCUGAGGGCGGAGCUUCAGAGGGCAUGGUGGCCCUAAACACUUUCGGAUCGAUGAUAUCCCUCCCUCAAAGCGCUGGCUCCGGAAAACAUUACGAAAACUCGCACCCUGGGCCUGAACUAAGCAACCUGGCCUCUGCUGGAUACAAACGACCCCAGCCUUCCUCUUCGUCUUCGUCAGCAACGUCGUCUUCCUCCACCACAGAGGAUGGUGUGAAAAAGAAGAAGAGAGGCAACUGGAGGAAUCGAUACGGCCCAUGUUUCACCACCCAAGAGAGUAAAACUCCAGAAGCAUCCGAGCAUGGAGCCUCCCAGCCCUCCUCCACCUCACCCUCACCGUCGUCUUCCUCCAUGGCCAGCCGUCCCAGCACGGUCAGCAGCAGCAGCACGAGCAGUGUUGGAAACAUUGCUAUAGGAACCAGCAGCCUCGCCAUUCAGAAGUCUCCAUCUCUGCUCAGGAACGGGAGCUUACAGAGCAUGACUGUAAGCUCUCCACCCACUGGAGCAGCUACGUAUCCCAGCAGCAGUGAAGUAGCCGGCCCGUUACCCAGUGCAGUGCUGGGGGGCAGCCUGUCCGUGUCCAGCUCAGAGCUGCCCACUCAGCAGUCUGCGGUCACCUCCAUACCCAGCCUGACAUCGCUGCCCCCUCCGGCCCAGCACUUCACCAGCACUACCUCCACACUUCCACAGUCAAACUCAUUACCAGGACCAUUUAACUUGGCACCGUCCCAUAUGUUUGGAAACCGGCUGAACCCCAACUCCGCCAUGGCUGCCCUUAUCGCUCAGUCCGAGAACUCUCCAGCAGAUCAGGAGCUGGGGGAUGGUGGGCUUGGUUUCCCCAGAAGAGGAACCCCACCAAAGGCUAACCUCUCCCCACGCUCGCCGUUAAGCGGACUGCAUAUCCGCUAUGACCCGUCGGGGCCCCUGGUGCCAGGACUCGGCUCCAGUACAGACUCGCUGCCUUCGGUGGCCACCAGCAUUGAACAGCUGCUGGAGAGGCAAUGGAACGAGGGCCAGCAGUUUCUCCUCCAGCAGGGACCACAAGGAGACGUGUUGGGUAUGCUGAAGUCCCUGCACCAGCUGCAGAUGGAGAACCGCCGGCUGGAGGAGCAGAUCCGUACUCUGACGAUGAAGAAGGAGCGUCUGCAGCUGCUGAGCGCCCAGCUUUCUGUGCCUUUCACCCCCGCUAGCACCACCGCCACCACCGUCUCUUCCCCUCUGUACCCCAGCAAUACUCACACAGACAUGCUGAACAGCAAGAGUAUUCAGCUAGGCAGCAGUGUUUUAACAGACUCCUCUCAACCCUUGCCCACUCAGGAUCUCCUGUCUGGUGGCCAUAGUAGUGGUAGCAGCACUUCCUCCCUCUCCACGCCCCCCUCCGUGGCCCACAGUCCCCCUCAGCAACAGGCUAACGGUGUGGCUCUGCAACCAGCCACCAACCCCUCUCUGCCGGGCAUGGGGGUGGGUAGUCUCAUGGGUGCACUGCAGGGCGGCCAUGUUGCCAUGAGUGGCAUCGUGGGCGCCCUAAAUGGAGUGAUCCAAACUUCCCCUGCCCUGGGACAAAAUUCCAGUCCCCUGCCCCACCCCUCCACUGUCACCACCACCUCUCUGUCUAUGUCCGGCAGCCUCAACAACAGCGUGACCACUGCGAAAAACAGUGCGGUGAGGUUCCUCACUGAGCAGCAGAAGCAGCUUCUCCUCCAUCAGCACCAACUGCAGCAACUCUUCAACUCCCAGCAGCCUCUACCGGAGCAGCAGCAGGUUCUGCUCUACCAGCUGAUGCAGCAGCAGCAACAACAGCAGCAGCAGCAGCACGACCUGCAGCAGCUCCAGCAGCUUUCUUCCUCCCAGCUGCCCAUGAACAGCCUGCUGCCCGGCAACCAGGGAGCGAUCACCGCCAACCCCUUCCUGGCCAUGCACAACGACAGCAGUGCUCAGAAAACUGGGAGGCUGGGAGAGAAAGCCGUGGCUAUAACAGGACAGGAGAAAACCUGACCUAGCUGAACUGCUGAAGGAGGACAGGCAACUUAUUUGGGGCUAACCAUCAGAGCUUCUUUCACAUUAACCUGCCUCUCGGACUUACCGUCAGACUGCAUCACACACACAGGACCCAGCACUCUAUUUGGCUGACCAAAAAAAAAAAAAAAACUCUUGUGGUCUAACAUUGCACUGAAUUGGAAUAAAUCACUUGCUGUAAACGUUAGGGUCCCAGGGGGCCACUUAAGAGGCCAAGACACAGACUCUCACACUCGCAUGCACACACACAUACACACACACUCUGUGUUCUAAAGGUGACACACUCGUGUGAAUCACUGUGGGAGGAAGGUGCUGAGUGAUUUUGGCUGGAGACUGAAGCGUGGGAUGGCUCAGAAAUAGCGAAGCUUUUCCUCCGUGGCUCUUCCUCGCACACUUCUGGAACAGUUCCCGCUCGCUGCUGUUACCUCUGUGAAGCCCCUUUAACAAGGACUCUCAUAGGAUGCUCUCUAAAAAAACAUUUGAGAAAAGAAAAAGAUUUAUGUGGUUGUAAAUGUAUAAAAAAUAAGGAAAUAAAGCAGUGAAAGUUUCAGAUACAAAAUAUUCGGAAAGCAGUGCACCGCAAAGGCCUUUCUCUGCACCCUGGUCUCCAGCUUCCUCUGGACACGAGGCAUUCCACACAAGUCGAAAUAAAGGACGCUCCGACCCUGCUGUAGACGAGAACCUACCUCUCAGAGCCAGGACUAAAAUACCAGGACCUUUACCCAAGUGCCUGGCACCACCCUCCACGCUCUCAACCAGAGGCUACACACUGGAGAACGUUGCCGGUUCCCUCUCCCCCUCUUCCUGUUAUAUUCCAAACCGUCUUGUGGUUUUGUUUUUGUUGUUUUUUUUUUUCUCCUUCAAUUUCAAUUUCAAUAUUAUAUAAAUCGUUGGUUUGGCAAUACCACAUCACAGUUCCACAGGGCCUACGCAGUGACGACACUGAAAUCCAGUUCAUUUACAGAACAUGUGCUGCAUUUGUCAUUUCUGAAGCCAACUUUAAAUCCCUGACCCCUUUUUUAUUUAUUUGCGUUUUUGUUGUAUGACGGGCACAAGAUAAUUAUAUUUUAGAGCCCGUUUUGUCUCUCAAAACAUUUUUAUACUACUGUACAAAUUUUUUUCUUGUUUUUUGGAUCUUGUAAGAAUUUUGAUUAUUGAUUAUUAAAUUGUCUUGUAUUUGAGCAUAAAAACUACUCUGGCUCAUUGUGUAAAUAUGGUUGUUUUUUGUUGUUGUUUUUUCUGUUUUUUUGCAGUGUAAAGCAAUGCAGAUCAGAUCAAAUUGCUAUAAGAAUAAGCUGUUUGGACUUUAGUUAGUGCCAUUUUUACCUCCUCUCUGAUGUAAAUAAGUAUGUGUUUUCUCCCCUGAUGGUGUGAAGGAAUAUUGAAACUCAUUUGCUGUGUUCAGAUCUAAUUACAGUCAUAGGUAAAAUGAUAAUGCAAGUUAUUAAUUUAUUUUUCUAUGUACAGGAACCUUUUUUUUUAUGUUUUGCACCAUUUUAUUGAUGUCAUUUUAUACUCCUAUAACUCCCCGUGUUUCCAUGUAUCUGUAUAGGAAUAUGCAAACCCCCUAAAGUUUGUAUUUAAAAAUACCAAACGUAAAUACACAAGUCCUGCUUCAUACUGAUCUUAAGAAAUACUGAACACAGAGGAUUGUAGCGUUAAGUUUUUUUCAGUGAUUAAAGUCAUUUUACAGUGA
This is a messenger RNA of Astyanax mexicanus (Mexican tetra), 5400 nucleotides long. RefSeq names its product MLLT10 histone lysine methyltransferase DOT1L cofactor (gene mllt10). Gene Ontology annotation, biological process: regulation of transcription by RNA polymerase II. Bases 288 to 3683 code for a protein of 1131 amino acids. Gene Ontology annotation, molecular function: nucleosome binding; histone binding. The transcript has 22 exons. The record is from RefSeq and is a predicted model, not a curated record. NCBI's taxonomy places the organism in Eukaryota, Metazoa, Chordata, Actinopteri, Characiformes, Acestrorhamphidae. Gene Ontology annotation, cellular component: nucleus.